Plodia interpunctella (Indianmeal moth) is the source of this 697-nucleotide messenger RNA. RefSeq names its product Anaphase Promoting Complex subunit 10 (gene APC10). Bases 74 to 619 code for a protein of 181 amino acids. Gene Ontology annotation, cellular component: anaphase-promoting complex. Gene Ontology annotation, biological process: anaphase-promoting complex-dependent catabolic process; protein K11-linked ubiquitination. The transcript is spliced from 3 exons. The record is from RefSeq and is a predicted model, not a curated record. NCBI's taxonomy places the organism in Eukaryota, Metazoa, Arthropoda, Insecta, Lepidoptera, Pyralidae.
AGGUACCUAUAGAUUUUAAAUAACAUCCAGAGAUUUUAUCCAAAACAAUAAAAUCAGAAAAAGUACUGUAAUUAUGGCAUCUGAGAAAGACCCUUUAGUAAGCGAAAGAUCAGGAACAGUACGAGAAGUAGGAAAUCAUGCUAUAUGGAGUUUGUCGUCAUGUAAACCAGGUUUCGGAAUAGAUCAAUUACGAGAUGACUGUAUGGAUACAUAUUGGCAAUCUGAUGGACAACUUCCACACUUAGUAAACAUUCAGUUUCAAAGAAAAACAAUGGUGUCGCAUAUUUAUAUAUAUACUGACUAUAAAUUAGAUGAAAGCUAUACCCCCAGCAGAAUUUCGAUCAGGGCUGGUACACACUUCAAUGAUUUGCAAGAGAUUGAAGUUAUUGAACUGAUUGAACCAAGUGGAUGGGAAAUGAUCCCUAUAAAGGAUAUGCAUGACCGACCAAUAAGAACCUAUAUGAUACAAAUAGCUGUACUGAGUAAUCAUCAAAAUGGCCGGGACACACACAUGAGGCAGAUAAAAGUUCAUUCUCCUUGUGAGCCUACUUCAUUUGAUAUAAACAAGUUCAGGAAUUUCUCUACUGUGCAAUUCCAACAAUAUGCUACUAUAAGAUAAUUUAUAUUGUUUAUUUCCCAAAUGUCUUUCUGUAUGUACUAAUCGUUAUAUAUCAAAAAUAAAUGAAUACAAUAAAUG